Messenger RNA from Ilyonectria robusta, 906 nucleotides. RefSeq lists its product as uncharacterized. Lineage: Eukaryota; Fungi; Ascomycota; Sordariomycetes; Hypocreales; Nectriaceae. Bases 1 to 906 code for a protein of 301 amino acids. The record is from RefSeq and is a predicted model, not a curated record. The transcript has 3 exons.
AUGCAGCGAACAUUGGAACCCGUCACCCUGAUGCUAACAGGCCAAUCCAUCGUUGCUGAGGCAAACCCCUCGGUGCCUCUUUACGAUCUGGGCCGAGGCGUUACUGCACUGUCCCCCAAACCGUCAUCCGCAAAAUUCGAGCGCAUCGAGUAUGAGGAUGACGAUUUGCUGAAAGAAGGAAGCAUAGCUUCUCUCGACCAGCGAAGCCACCACCUCUUCUACCUUGCACUCACUAGGUGCCCAGUACCGCACUGGUGUGCCUGCAUACUACAUCACAACAGUGUCACCCGAGAUGCCUGGAAACAUAUUAAUCUAACUUCUGUCUGCUCCCUCAAGUCGCUGCUACCAAAGGCAGAGUUCAAGGCUGUCCUUAAUCCUGGUAAAUCGACGGCGGAUAGCGACCUGUUCGGCCCAGCAAAUCAACAGAUUCUAUUCCACACUAAGCCAAAGUGGAAAGGCGGGCAGUAUCAAUGGAUUGAUGCCCAAGGACAAAAGGUAGCAUAUGAGAGCAGCAAGAAUAAUGAGCACAAGCUAGUCAUCUUGGAGCCACUAGACCGGACAACUCGGGACGCCCUGGCUGCUCUGUGGGCAUUGGGGUUGUGGGUGUUGCUGAGAGCAGGACUGCCAAGCGAGAAGCGAGAUGGAGACACAGCAGCUGUUGGAGACGAAAAGUUGGCCACAGAGUAUGCAGGUAGUCAAGAUCGGGGCUCCAUGAGCCAGAAAAGGACAAGAAUAAGCACUGCAAAUCUUCUGGGAAGGUUUGGGGGUGCAAACAAUAUUAGAGAAGUCGGGUUUAUAAUUUACCAGUCCGUCAGCCAAGUAGCACCGGCUCAGCAGCAAAGAUACUGUCCUAUCCUCCUUGAACCGUGGUAUCUAUAUUUCGACAUCUACCCACCUCACCUGUAA